Nylanderia fulva is the source of this 2562-nucleotide messenger RNA. Its product is annotated as troponin C. Gene Ontology annotation, cellular component: myosin II complex. NCBI's taxonomy places the organism in Eukaryota, Metazoa, Arthropoda, Insecta, Hymenoptera, Formicidae. The record is from RefSeq and is a predicted model, not a curated record. Gene Ontology annotation, molecular function: calcium ion binding.
CUGCUUUGAAUGCGGUUAGUUCGCAGUUGUCGCAGAGCAGUCGUCGCGAUUGUACCUUCCGUCUAUCCGGAAAGUUUCAGGGUGACGAUGUUCGCCGUUACAACGAGGAAGACGAGACAGAGCAGCGGCGAGGCUGGAGAUGGAGCCGAGGGAAAAGAAGACACCGGGUCGGAUUGUCCUCCGCGGACGCCGACGUCGACGACGAUGACGGCGUCAUCGAUGACAUCGUCGAUCGUUCCGGGGUCGCCGACGAUGGUAUGUCCCGCCGACGUCUCAGAUCUACAGCGGCGACGACGUCAGCAGCAGACACAAGAAUUAGCCUUGACGACGGAAAAGACGACAUUCGCCGCGCCCUCGUCAUCCCUUAGCCCUCUCUCGACGAACAUUAUGUCUCUACCAGCUUCGCCAAAACGAUCAUCGGCGAGCAACGUUUCCGGCAACGCCAUAUCAAAGUCGCAGAUGAAGGAAUUCCGAGAGGCCUUCAGGUUGUUUGACAAGGACGGCGACGGAACUAUUACUAAAGAAGAACUCGGCAGAGUCAUGCGUUCCCUGGGACAAUUUGCGAGAGCGGAAGAGUUAAGAACCAUGCUGCAGGAAAUUGAUAUUGACGGCGAUGGAAACGUCAGCUUUGAAGAAUUCGUCGAGAUCGUGAGCAACAUUGGCGCAAACACCUGCUGCUCCACGGACCAGGAUCAGGAAGAGCAAGAGUUGCGAGAUGCCUUUCGAGUGUUUGACAAACACAAUCGUGGAUAUAUCACUGCGUCGGACCUUAGAGCGGUAUUGCAAUGUUUGGGAGAAGAUCUUUCCGAGGAGGAAAUUGAAGACAUGAUUAAAGAAGUGGAUGUGGAUGGAGACGGCCGCAUUGAUUUCUAUGAAUUCGUUCACGCUCUCGGCGAGCCGGGAAUCGAUGAAGACGAAGAAGACGAAGAAGAAGAGCUGCAAUCUCCGCUCUUCUAAGAUCACGUUUAUCCUCAUCUCUUUGUUAGAUAAGCCAGAUCAGGUAAAAACGAUGUGCAAUCUCUCGACUUGCACAAAAUAUUCCUUCUCUCACGGUUUGCAAUUCGAAUCGCGUGCAAUUGCGCCUCACAAACGAAACGCGGCUCAACUUUGACUUCGCAAACCCGUUUACGUUUUAUUAGUUCUCACCCUUCUUCUCCAAUUUCGAAUCAAAUUUUAACGCUGGAACGCGAAAGUCUCGCUAAGCGCAUCGUGAAUAGGUAAAAUAUCUGCACUGAACUCACAUUAUCUGCAAAUGAUCGCGAGUGCAGCAGCACAAAUUUGCAUUUUUGAUGUAUUAUAUAUUAAAUGCGUCAGAUACAAAUUGAGCUUCCCUCGAGCGGGGGAUUCUUGAUAAAUCACGAGUGUCACCUACCUUAUUUGACUACUAGUCAUUAUAAGCCGUCUGCUGAUAAAUGAGCGCAUUAUGAAUAUUGUAUAAAUUAUAUAAUUCCAAAAAUAUUAUAAUAAAAUUUAAAAAAAUGACACGUUAUAUUUAAAAAGAUUAAAAGCUUUAUUUGAGAAAAUAGGUUAAUUUAAAAACGUUAAGUUGAAUAAAAAUUCCGAUUGCAACGUAAAUUGAAUUGAAUGAAUACAGAAAUAAAAUAAUGAGAUUAGGAGAAGCGUUUCUUGGCACGUUUAACGAGUCGCUGAUAACUACCAAGGUAAUUAUGAGGUAGUUGAUAACGAAUCUCUUUCUCAGUGCGAUUUCGCUAUCCUGGACAACGAGAUAAGCGGUUCUGGCAACGUGCCAUAAAUUUAAUUAAAACGAUGGAUAAAAAAAUCAUCAGCGGUCGGCUAUGGUGACUUUCAUCUCGCAAAAAAAAAAAAAAAAAAAAGCGGAAGUUAUUCGAAAAGUGCAGCUCGUGUCAUCCCAAUGAAUGAGUUGGGUAUGAGAUAUCUCUCGCGACACGAAAAGCGAGCAUUAAGUGCGAGAGAUGUUUAAAAUCUAGUUGAGAUAAAUAAUUCAUUUCGCACGUAUUUUCGAUCCUAUUGCUUCGAUGAUAUAUCAAAGAGCGGCAAACGUUUUCUCUUGCCGGCUCUAUCUUUUUCCGAGUCCUCUCCGACGCCGAGUCCUCCUCUCGGCGACUUUAAGAUAUAAGGUCGACUAGAUCGUAAUGAAUUCCGUCUUGUAUGUGGACUUUUUCUCGAUUUUACUCUCGCGUCUAACACUAGAUAAUGUUAUAUUCCAUUUAAAAUAAUCUUAAGAGAGACAGAAAAACGCACCGCACACUUCUCAAGAUCGGAUCGCGCCGAUGCGAUCCCCGAGCGAAGGGAAAGAGGAGGCCAAAAGGAAGAUCGCGUCGCUCGAUCAAUCCCGCUGAUUUGCAUAAUCGUAUCAAAUCGAUGGACCUUCCACGAUCCCUCUCGGAAAUGAUGGUCGCCUAAAAUCAAUCGGCGUCCAAGCCGGACGAGCGAACGAAUUCUUGUGUCGAUCUUCGCUCGCUUUGCUCUCUUCGGGCCUCGUAUUAUGUACCUUAAACGACUAUAUCACUGUUAACGCCAAUAACAAAGCCGCACGCUGUUUAAAAUAUUUUAAAGGAUUUAAUAAAUCGCUAAAAAACA